Molecule: messenger RNA, 2121 nt
Organism: Cornus florida
Lineage: Eukaryota; Viridiplantae; Streptophyta; Magnoliopsida; Cornales; Cornaceae
Product: pentatricopeptide repeat-containing protein At5g18475
Exons: 3
Coding region: 243-1787 (514 amino acids)
Molecular function (GO): protein binding
Source: RefSeq, a predicted model, not a curated record
AAGGCCUUUCUGAAACAAUAGACCACAUUUCAUAACACACGACACUGUCUCUCUCUUCGAUCUUCUCUCUCAUCCGCAACAGUUCGUCUCCGGUUCUCUUUUUCAGCUACCAUCUGCAGCCCUGCACAGCUGAAAACCGGCUAAGAGUGUCCAUUCCAUCAGAACUGGAGCAAAUAACAAGACUGUGUUGUUCCUAACAAGGAAGCAGAUGAGGAAGUCCAGUAAUAUCCUCAGCAGUUCUCAUGAAUUCAAUGAAAUCGGCUGCCAGUAAGCACCUCCGGUUCUCUACUUCUCCUUCUAAGCCUUCGUCUUCACUUCCAUGGAUCUCUCCUCUUCAGUUCCUCAAAACCACCUCCCCCAAACCAGACCCUCGUACCGAAACCACAAUCACCCUCUCAGAAACUCAAAGGAAGCCCAAAUUUAUCUCUCACGAAUCCGCCACCAACUUGAUAAAACGUGAGAGAGAUCCACAACGUGCCUUGGAGAUUUUUAACUUGGUAUCGGAUCAAAAGGGUUUUAAUCACAAUAAUGCCACCUAUGCGACUAUUCUCCAUAAGCUUGCUCAGUUUAGGAAAUUUCAGGCCAUUGAUGCAAUACUUCAUCAGAUGACCUAUGAAACUUGUAAAUAUCAUGAAGGUAUAUUCCUUAACCUCAUGAAGCAUUUCUCAAAAGCCUCUCUGCAUGAAAAAGUCCUGGAGAUGUUCUAUGCUAUCCAGCCAAUCGUUCGCGAAAAACCCUCCCUUAAAGCCAUCAGCACCUGUCUCAAUCUCCUGGUUGAAUCAAAUCAGGUUGAUUUGGCCCGAACGUUUCUCUUGAAUUCGAAGAGGAAUCUCAACUUAAAUCCCAAUACUUGCAUUUUCAACAUUUUGAUUAAGCAUCACUGCAAGAAUGGGGAUCUUGAAUCUGCUUUUGAAGUGGUAGAGGAGAUGAAAAGGUCUAAAAUUUCUUACCCCAACCUGAUCACGUACUCAACUUUGGUAGGUGGUCUCUGUGCAAGGGGAAGAUUCCAGGAUGCAAUUGACCUGUUCGAGGAAAUGGUCUCAAAGGAUAAAAUCUUACCUGAUGUGUUAACUUACAAUGUUUUAAUUAAUGGGUUUUGUCGUGGAGGGAAAGUUGAUCGAGCAAGGAAGGUAAUGGAAUUCAUGAAGAGGAAUGGAUGCCACCCAAAUAUAUUCAAUUACUCAACCCUGAUGAAUGGGUUAUGUAAGGAGGGAAGAUUGCAGGAGACUGAGGAGGUGUUUAAUGAGAUGAAGAAAGCUGGUCUGAAACCUGAUGCUGUUGGCUAUACCACUUUGAUCAAUAGCUUUUGUAGGGCCGGGAAAAUUGAUGAAGCUAUGGAGUUGCUCAAGGAGAUGAAAGAAAACAAGUGCAAAGCUGAUGUUGUAACCUUCAAUGUGGUGCUUGGAGGAUUGUGCAGAGAAGGUAGGUUCCAGGAAGCUCUUGUAAUGAUCGAGAGGCUACCUUACGAGGGUGUUUUUCUGAACAAAGCAAGUUAUAGGAUUGUGUUGAAUUUUUUGUGCAAGGAAGGAGAACUGGGGAAGGCAACGGAGUUGCUGUUUCUGAUGCUGGGUAGAAAAUUCCUACCACAUUUUGCUACUUCUAAUGAGUUAUUAGUUCGUCUUUGUGAGACUGGAAAGGCAGUUGACGCAGGUAUGGCAUUGUUAGGACUGGUAGAGAUGGGAUUCAAGCCCGAACCUACUUCAUGGAGUAUUUUGGUUGAGUUGAUAUGCAGAGAAAGAAGGUUAUUGCCUGCGUUUGAACUGCUCAAUGAGUUGGCUACAACAUAAUUGCGUAUUCAUGCAUUGUUGGACAAUAACAUUAUGAGGAGAGAGAUUAAUAAGUAUAUGCAACAAUCGUGGGUCUUACGUUUCUUGGUGAAAUGUUUUCUUGACCGACAAUGUAAUGAAGUCUAAAGGAUGUGUCUGGUUCUCGCCUAUCCGUCAUCUGCACUCUCGAGCUUGCAUUUGGCUUAGAAAAUUUUCAGUAAUCUAUCCUCCUUUCUGCUUAAUGAUAUAUUGAUGCGAGAAUCGAUAUCUUUUCUGAUUACUUUAUUUUGUGUGUAAAUUGCCAGAUUCCUUGUUCAUGUGGGCUUUACCAGGAAAAUGACUUUGUUUUGCUUCA